AACCCGUAUCGAGUCGUCAGGUCUUUUCCCGAAACUUCCACAAACCUCGCGGUUUUUGAUUCUGAGCUGAUCAAAUAUGAGGGCCCAGUUAAGCAAAGCAGAUUCCAUAUCCACCGUCGAUCGCACGAACGUAUAAGGUUAUUUCGUAACUCUGCCGCUAUAAAUAAUUCCUCGCACCGAAAACCACUUCUUAUCUCGGAUUGAACCAAACAAAAAGCUUCCCGAUCUUGAAAAGCCCUUGUUAUUCGUGAUCUCACUUGCAAAGAGAAAACAAUGGCCACCGCCAGCAGCGAGAAAGGGAUAGAGAACAACAAGGAGAAAGAGUUGAAGCAUCUAGGGAUUUUUAGGGUUGCGGCGAUUCACACUCUGGUGUGCGUGUCGAAUCUGUACGAUUACGCGAAGCAGAACUCCGGGCCUCUGAGAUCGACGGUUGGGACUGUGGAGGGUGCUGUCACCGCCGUUGUUGGUCCUGUUUACCGGAAAUUCAAGGGCGUCCCUGACGAUGUCCUUGCUUUUCUCGACACCAAGGUAGAUCAAGCCGCAGGCAAGUUUGAUAAGCAUGCUCCUCCAUUGGCUAAGCAGGUUGCGAGCCAAGCACAUGUUUUGAUCCAAAAAACAGUGGAAAAAGGCCAGAAGUUCGUAAAAGAGGCUCAAACUGGGGGUCCGCGCUCAGCAAUUCAUUAUGCAGCUACAGAAUAUAAGCAGUUUGUCCUAAACCAAUCUGUGAAGUUGUGGGUUGGACUGAACCAGUAUCCUUCCAUCCACAAAGUGGCAGAGAAGGCUGCACCAACUGCUGCCCACUGGUCCGACAAAUAUAACCACACCGUAAAGGACUUCACUCGUAAGGGUUAUGCCAUCUUCGGCUAUUUACCCUUGGUUCCGAUUGAUGAGAUAUCCAAAGCAGUCGAGAAGGGUGAGGCAAAGAAGAAAGAAGAUGCGGCUGUGCAUGUUGAGCAUUCCUCUGAUUCAGAUUGAAUGAGUCUCUGCCUCAGGCUGUUACAAUCUUUUGUUGGCUUCUACAAGUCGUUUGGUAUUUAAGAAAUUUAAUAUAGGGUUCGUGGGUGAAGAAAUGUUGAUCUACUUAGCUUAGCUAGCAACUAUGUAAAUGAUUUCUAGACCCUCUAAACUUUUUUCGAGUUAUGAAAUGGUUUAGCCAACAGUGGCAUGCACGUGUCUGGAUAUCGGCUCUCUAGUUCCGGUGCAUAUUAAGACCUUCUUGGAUAGCUUCUUCAAUGUCUGUUGGAAGUUUCUUUAACAAAGUAGAUUGCCCUGUUGCAUACUAGGUUUAAUAUGAUGAAAAAUGAGUGCGUUUGCAUGUGCGGAUGAGUGGCCUGUGGAACUAAAAAUGAAAAGCAGUAUUUUUUGACGUAA
Prunus mume (Japanese apricot) is the source of this 1371-nucleotide messenger RNA. RefSeq names its product Rubber elongation factor protein (REF). The record is from RefSeq and is a predicted model, not a curated record. NCBI's taxonomy places the organism in Eukaryota, Viridiplantae, Streptophyta, Magnoliopsida, Rosales, Rosaceae.